Molecule: messenger RNA, 835 nt
Organism: Gossypium arboreum
Lineage: Eukaryota; Viridiplantae; Streptophyta; Magnoliopsida; Malvales; Malvaceae
Product: chaperone protein dnaJ 11, chloroplastic-like
Exons: 1
Coding region: 60-521 (153 amino acids)
Source: RefSeq, a predicted model, not a curated record
UAUCCCUUGCCAUCCAAUUGUUUCUCGAAACAUAGCAACUCUGAUAACCGAAUCAUACGAUGCUCUCUUCUCUUUAUAUCUCAACCUCUCUUUCCGUUUCCCCGAUUUCUCCGCCGUCUACUUCCCGCUCCAAAUUCCGGCCACCUCGCUCCGCCGCUACUUACACUUCGCAACAACAGAAAGGAUCGACGAACGGUUACCUAAGCCGUCAAGGAAUGGCGACGUGCACGUCGUUGUACGAAGUUCUAGGGAUUCCCGUCGGUGCUUCGAACGAGGAAAUCAAAUCGGCGUACCGCCGAUUGGCUAGAGUUUGCCAUCCAGACGUGGCGGCAAUCGAUAGGAAAGAUUCGUCGGCGCACGAGUUCAUGAAGAUCCACGCGGCGUACAGUACCUUAUCGGAUCCACAAAAACGAGCCGUUUACGAUAGUAAGCUUGUAUGGAGAAACCAACGGCCGUUGACUUCGGUUUCUAGGGUUUCAGGAUAUAGAGGGAGGAGUUGGGAGACCGAUCAGUGCUGGUAAACCGAGUCGACUCAUUCACGCUACCGAGUUUGGAAGUUGAACUCAUCAACGAUUUUUAAACUUCCAUAAAUCUGUACAGUUAAUCAGUCAAAUACAUAUAUAUAUAUAAAAAAAAAGCUGAUUUACUAACGACGGCAAAAAAAAAACGACCGGCGAGUUUAGCGGGGGAAAUUAGAGUCGUUUAUUGUGCCACGUACUCUUUUUUGUCGGCCUUUGUUGUGCUUUGGCUGAUAUUUAGGAAGCAGACUCUGAGAAACCGUUGUACUUUUUACAGUUAUUAAAGAUCGAAAUUAAGCUUUUCUUUGUUAAUUAAA